Messenger RNA from Juglans regia (Persian walnut), 1726 nucleotides. Its product is annotated as guanylate kinase 2-like. The record is from RefSeq and is a predicted model, not a curated record. The transcript has 11 exons. Lineage: Eukaryota; Viridiplantae; Streptophyta; Magnoliopsida; Fagales; Juglandaceae. Gene Ontology annotation, biological process: purine nucleotide metabolic process. Gene Ontology annotation, molecular function: GMP kinase activity. Gene Ontology annotation, cellular component: cytosol. The coding region runs from base 282 to 1487 and encodes 401 amino acids.
AUCGAGCACGUUACGGGAAAACGAAAGCCGGUCUUCUCGCUUCGCGAAUUGAAUUCGACCGCUUCUUCCCCAGUUUCUUCUUCUAGGACUCUCUCUCCUACAGGCUACAAAUAUGAGAAUGCUACCCAACUCUUCUCGCAACUUCUUCUACCGCGCUUUCUUUUCUUUCCUUCCCAAGUUCGUUCUGAUUUGAUUUUUUUUAUACCUUAAGAGGUAGGAAAAGCACACGCGCGGACAUUGGAAAGGGAAAAUCUAGAAUUGGAGGCAAUAUAGAUUUCUCCAUGGGUGAAGCCCCGGCCUUCAUUGUUGAUGAUCUGCCGACAGGAUUUCCAAAUGGUUUUGAUUUUAAAUCUAAGGGAUGUACAACAGCCACUAUCAUCGGCAAUAAAGAAUAUCUGAUUGGUGGUGACCAUGAUGAAUCAUCAACAGUUGGAGUUCAGAUUUUUGACCAAACUAGAGGCGAAUUGGUAAAUCCUACUGUGCUGGGAACACAACCCAAGCCAUGUAAAGACCAUUCAGCGGUGCUUUUAAAUGAAGACAGGCUAUUGAUCAUUAAGAGAGGCUCUACCCCAGAUGAUUGCAUUUGGUUUCUUGAGGUGGACACCAAAUAUGUUAGGGAACAGAGAAAAAUAUUGGGGACUGAGGUUGUUGCUUGGAGUAAGGCUGUGAGGGGCGAUGCUGAGAAGCCGGUUGUUAUUAGUGGUCCUUCUGGAGUAGGUAAGGGUACACUGAUAUCCAUGCUCAUGAAGGAAUUCCCAUCUAUGUUUGGGUUCUCUGUGAGCCACACAACCCGGGCUCCAAGGGGCAUGGAGAAGGAUGGCGUUCAUUACCACUUCACCGAACGAAGUGCUAUGGAGAGAGAGAUAAAAGAUGGCAAGUUUCUUGAGUUUGCUUCUGUUCAUGGAAAUCUCUAUGGAACUAGUGUUGAAGCUGUUGAAGUGGUAGCAGAUGCAGGAAAGAGAUGCAUUCUUGACAUCGACGUUCAAGGGGCUAGAUCUGUGAGGGCAAGUUCUCUUGAUGCUAUAUUCAUCUUUGUCUGUCCACCAUCAAUGGAGGAACUUGAGAAGCGCCUCCGUGCAAGGGGAACUGAGACAGAGGAACAGAUCCUGAAGCGACUCCGAAAUGCUCAGGCAGAGAUGGAGCAGGGGCAAUCAUCUGCAAUCUUUGAUCAUAUCUUGUAUAAUGAUAAUCUUGAAGAGUGUCACGAGAAUCUUAAGAAACUCUUGGGCCUUGAUGGAAAUGUCACUGCUUCCCCUAAAUCAUCACCCAAAGGGGUUGAGCUUCCUAUGGACCUAUCAAUAUCAAAAAUUGAUCAGAAAGUCAUCAUUAAAUGCGAGAGUCCAGAACUAGAAACAGCAUCAAAGAACUUGAUUGUGUUGGAUUUGUCCUCACUCAAAGGAGGUGCACCUGGACGGACAAGAGGUCUAGAUGUUUAUGCCAUUGACUCAUUUUCAGAUGGCUUAAGUGGAUUCAACCAGCCGACCUGACAACUACCUUCCUUGGUAUACUAACUUGUGGUAUCAUUUCAAAAAGUUCUUUUCAAUCUUUUAUUCUAUAACUUGAAUUGGAAAAAGGUGAGAAAGCUCUGAAUAUUGUUAUGUGAGACCGUCGCAUUGUUUUUUUUUUCUCCGUUUUCUCUCCCCUAUUCUUUCCUUGUUUCAAAACACUCGAACAAUCAGUAUUCCCUAGAUGGGCAAUGAGAAAUGAUUUGUGAUUUCUGCGGCAA